Molecule: messenger RNA, 1192 nt
Organism: Ilex paraguariensis (yerba mate)
Lineage: Eukaryota; Viridiplantae; Streptophyta; Magnoliopsida; Aquifoliales; Aquifoliaceae
Source: the annotation of a GenBank genome assembly
GUAGAAGAAGAUCGUCGUUUCUCGAUACGCAUAGUCCCGACCAUCCCCCAUUGAUUUGAUUUAGUGAAAUGCAAUCCCUUUGCGGGAGGGUUCGAUUGGUUACCAGGCACACAGUCGACAGCUCAAAGUAUGUUGAUUUUAAACCAACUAGAGCAAGUCCGAUAGUCAUUGAUCGUGGAUUGAGCUCUUUGGAAUUGAAUUCAUUCGUUCUUAAUGGAGUGGCAGUUGCUAACAACUUCUAUGGGUAUUCGGUGAAUUAUUUCAUGGGAUAUUCAUUGCAGUUGCCCCCCAAGUUCGCUUCUUGCUCGCACCCAAAGAUUUGUACGAAAACAGACUUGUUGGGAUUAUCUAUGAAUAAUAGGGUUGCUUCAGUAGCACUGUUUCAUGGAGUUCCUAGGCCUUGUGUGUUUCAAUUCUCUACAAGGUUACCAACUUGUCCUAGUAGGUGCAUCACAACAACUGGUUAUUCAGUGGAAUCCAUUUCUCAAGAUACUUCCUCUUCCAUGUCUGAUGUAGUGCCACGCCUCAAAUUUAAGAGGCUUGACAAAACAGCAAGGCACAUAAUGCAGAUUCUUGAUAAGGAAGCAGUGGAGGAAGUAAGGGUAAAAAGAGAGAUACCUGAUAUAAGGCCUGGUUAUAUCAUCCAGCUCAAAGUGGAAGUUCCUGAGAACAAGAGACGUGUUUCAAUAUUAAAAGGCAUUGUUAUAGCAAGACGCAAUGCGGGUCUCAAUACUACAUUAAGAUUAAGAAGACUAGUUGCCGAAGUUGGGGUUGAAUCUCUCUUUCCUUUGUACUCGCCUAAUAUCAAGGAGAUAAAGGUGCUGGACAAGAAGAAAGUGAGGAGGGCCAAGCUUUACUAUCUCAGGGAUUAAAUGAAUGCACUCAAGAAACAUUGACAACAACAUGAAGCUACUGGAGUUGGAAAGUUGUGUUCUUGGGGAAAGAUGGUGGGGUUGGAUCUUGUUGGACAAAGGAUCGUCCACUAGAUAACCACACAAAACACCAAAUAUGACCAUAGUAUUGUCAGCAAGUUUGUAUGUGGUAUGAUAAUCCGAUAUGAAAUUGGCAUAAAAUUAGUGAGUUAGAGCUAAUUAAUUUUUAACAUGCACUAAAAAAUGAUGACUCACCAACGGGUCUUAAUGUAAAUGAGUUGGAUUAGUGUCAAACAUCAAUAAAUUUAUGUUAAUUCGAU